UAGAUUCAAUUAACGUGCAUUCAUUUUUUUAAACUAUUUUGUACUCUUAGCAUGUGUGAAUUUCAAUGCGCUUUGUCGAAAUCUGCUGUCAGGAGCCUCACGAGCUCCACCAUCAUCAUCUUCAUCAUUCUCCUCCUCCCCACCCCUCAACCUCUCCCUGCGGGAACGACAAUAUCCAGGUCUUAGCAUUCCCAAUUUGGAAUUGCAAAUCCUCGCUAAAGGAACCAAUUUGAUCGGCGCAAACCGCAUUCUUUCUUAAAUGGCGUCAGAAACGCGUCUCACGCGCGCGUUAUCGCACAGGCGGUAACGUUAUGGCGGCUAAUCAGACUCUCUGUCAGGGUUUCGAUGCAUGUGCUUAUCUGUGUUAUCAUACGACCAUUUAAGCAUAUCUAAACUACUGCUGAUCUUUGUCAUUUGAAAGAUGCAUUAAUUGCCUAAUCAAAUCGCAGGUUGUUGCAAACGGAAGUAAGCGAUGAAAUUCGACUUCAAAAUGCUUAACGGAAUGGAUAGGCGUGUUUGAAAGCGCAGGUUGGGUUGCAUUGGUGUGCGUUUGUAACCAGUGGAUGCUGACGAGUCUGGGGAGAGCUUGAGGUGGUCAUUGUUCCAGCCAUGUCUCCUCCAGCAUCUGCUGCGACGGCCAGUGAGAGCAGCACCACCACUGUGUUCGAGGACGACACGGACGCGGCGAGAGAGGAGCAGAGGCCUGUGAAACAGUCACUGAGCAAGUCCAUGUGCAGAGAGGUGUUCUGGAAAUGCCUGCUGCUGUCUAUGCUCAUGUACGGCUGCAUGGGAGCCAUGGUGUGGUGCCACGUCACCAAGGUCACCCGGUUGACCUUCGACAGUGCCUACAAAGGGAAGUCCAUGAUGUAUCAUGACAGUCCCUGCUCAGAUGGCUACAUCUACAUCCCACUGGCCUUCCUCAUCAUGCUUUACGUCGUUUACCUGGUGGAGUGCUGGCACUGCCAUGCCAAAAAUGAGCUUCAGUACAAGGUGCACGUGGAGGGAAUUUACGAAAGAGUCCAGAGGAUGCAGCAGGCCAAGCCUUGCAUCUGGUGGAAGGCCAUCAGCUACCACUACGUGCGGCGGACACGGCAAGUCACGCGGUACCGCAACGGAGACGCGUACACCACCACGCAGGUGUAUCACGAGAGGGUCAACACCCAUGUAGCCGAGGCAGAGUUCGACUACGCCCACUGUGGAGUCAAGGACGUCUCCAAGCAGCUAGCGGGUCUGGAAAAGUCAGCCAUCACCAAACUGAGGUUCACCAAGUGCUUUAGCUUCGCCAACGUGGAGUCCGAAAACUCCUACUUGACCCAACGUGCACGGUUCUUCACCGACAACGAAGGAUUGGAUGAUUACAUGGAGGCCCGGGAAGGGAUGCACUUGAAGAACGUGGACUUCAAAGAGUACAUGAUUGCCUUCUCCAACCCAGACCACCAUCCCUGGUACGUCUCCAACUGGGUCUUUUGGACAACGGCCUUUCUUACCGUGUCCUGGCCGUUACGGGUUCUGGCGGAGUACCGCACGGCUUACGUCCAUUACCGUGUCGAAAAGCUCUUUGGUGCUGACUACAUAGCUGUGACGCCCUGCGACGAGAGACCUUACUGUAGACGCAUCCCGAGAGUCAACACCAUCGACAGCACCGAACUGGAAUGGCACAUUCGCUCUAACCAGCAGCUGGUGCCGAGCUACUCCGAGGCGGGUCUGAUGGAUCUGGCACAGCGCUCGGGAGGCGUCAGGCAGAACUGCGAACGCUGCCACCGCGCCAUCAGCAACUCAUCCGUGUUUUCCCGAAGCGCCCUCAGCAUCUGCAACGGCAGUCCUCGCAUCCCCUUCAGCGGGAGCCGCUUCUCCUUGGGAAGACUGUACGGUUCUCGCCGAAGCUGCUUCUGGAGAAGCGGGAGCGGGAGUCUGGACGAACCCGAGAGUCCCAGCGAGAACACGCGAUGCCUGUCCGGACGGAUCAACGCUGAUGAGGAAGACCCACCGGCCUACCAGGAUGCGCUGUACUUCCCGGUGCUUAUCGUCCACUGCAACGAGAGUUGUCCCAAUCACCGCUCCUUCCAUAGGAACAGCUCGUGUGUGGAGACGUCCUUAUGAUCGGACCUCUUUGACUACAUAAAACCACUGAAAGAAGGAGGAACAUCUCAACAUGAGAUCCUUUUGAAAAACUCGACAUGUCCUGUAACUCAGGAAUCAUUUAUUGGAAUAUUUAUCAGUCCACAACACUGUAUGCUUACAACAGAUGGAACAAUUCCCAAAUACAGGGGUUGGACAAUGAAACUGAAACACCUGGUUUUACAACACAAUAAUUUGUUAGUAUGGUGAGGGCCUCAUUUUGCAUCCAAAUACAGCACCAAUUCAUCUUGGGAAUGACAGAUGGGAAGUCCUUCACAUUGAUCAGAGGGAUUAUGAGCCGUUCCUCUUCCAGAACAGUCUCCAGGUCACUAUAUGAUGCUGGUGGACUCGCUCCUCCA
Molecule: messenger RNA, 2477 nt
Organism: Pimephales promelas (fathead minnow)
Lineage: Eukaryota; Metazoa; Chordata; Actinopteri; Cypriniformes; Leuciscidae
Gene: tmem151bb
Product: transmembrane protein 151Bb
Source: RefSeq, a predicted model, not a curated record